This is a messenger RNA of Dalotia coriaria, 1504 nucleotides long. RefSeq names its product epidermal growth factor-like protein. Bases 137 to 1165 code for a protein of 342 amino acids. Lineage: Eukaryota; Metazoa; Arthropoda; Insecta; Coleoptera; Staphylinidae. The record is from RefSeq and is a predicted model, not a curated record. The transcript has 4 exons.
AUCCAACGGAUGAGAUAUUCGUAGCGCGGAGGCGUUUGGUUUAAGAUACGCGAUUCCUCGCUUAGUGCUUAGUAAAGCGUUGGAUUUCGCCGAGGCAAGUGGUUUUAAGUUAUUCGUAUAGACUACAAGCAGUGAGAUGGUCUGGCAAAAAGUGCUUGUGAUUGCCGUUUGCGUAACCUUCGCCAACGCCGCGGUAAUAAACAAUUCCAAGAACGCGACCAAUGUGAAAAACAAAGGCGUUUGUACAUUAGAAGUGCCAACUUUAGAUCUCAUCCAUGAAGACGAAAGAACCGGUGUGAUUCCUCAAGGCAACGGUACUCGUGCCGGGUACAGCACCAUCCGAAUUUGUUGCUCCGGCUACAGAUUGCAAGACCACAGCGCUUUUCAUUGCAUCCCUGACUGUGGGGACCUUUGUGAUAAUGGUAACUGCACCGCUCCUGGCGUGUGUGAGUGCAAGAAAGGAUACAUCAAGGAUAAUCAAGGCCGCUGUGUACCUACAUGCCCCAUUGGUUGCCUGAAUGGCGUGUGUAACCUGAACAAGGUGUGUUCCUGCAAUAAUGGCUACACUCUGGAUCCCUCUGGACAAAUGUGCCUCCCAGUUUGCCACGGCGGAUGCGGAAUUGGUGGCGAAUGCAAGGCACCGGAAGUAUGCGAGUGUAAACCAGGUUUUGAGAAGAGCGCACGUGGCAUCUGUGAAUAUCACUGCGACGGAGGCUGUGAUGGCGGAGACUGCAUCGGCCCCAAUAAAUGUUCCUGCCGUUCUGGUUAUACUCAAAUAAAGGGCGUUUGUCAAGCGCAAUGCGCAGGCGGGUGUAAAAAUGGCGACUGCGUUGGUCCCAACCGUUGCGCUUGCAAACCAGGCUGGACUUUGGAUAAAACCGGAACUAUUUGCUCUGCUCACUGCGACGACCCAUGCCUAAAUGGUGAAUGCACCGGCCCUAACGAAUGCACUUGCAAGACCGGUUACAUCCAGGACACCUUCAAGAAAAACCGAUGUGUUGCACAUUGUCCAGGGGGCUGCGAAAACGGCGUCUGCUCCGGACCCAACUUCUGCAUUUGCAACCACGGAUUUGUCAAACAAUCGAAAACAAGCAACAAAUGCGUGCAUCGCGAGAGGCGUUCGGCUAUGCAUUUCGAGCUAAUCCCACCUCAAUAUCAUGUUUAACUAUACAAAAGUGAUUAGGAGUAGAUUGAGGAGAGUUGACAUCAAAGAUAACCCCUUGGCCUCUUUGUACAUUUGUCUGGUCGUGUUUACACGACGUUCGUAUACGAGAAAUAAACUGUUUUUUUUAUUCUAAGCACGUUUAGAAUUCUAUACAGAACAGGUUUUUCCUCCGUUACUCACGCUACUCUGUUAAGUAGUAAACACUAAUUAGUACAUGUACACUAACUUAAAUAGUAUGGCCUGUAAAAAACUUACGAAAUAAUUAUUAUUCUGAACCCUGUAAUGAAAGAAAAUAAUUUUUACAUGAAUGAAUAAAACUAAGAAAAUUUUUAACUGAGA